CGGCAGUACAGUAAACUAUGACUAAAUUUGAAGAAAGUUAAUGAUUAUGAUAUUAUUGGAGAACACUUUUUAUGAUAACUGGUAAAUUAAAUUAAAAUAAAUUAUGUAUGUUUUUUUUAAAGCUUUACUAGGUUUUACGUAAUUUACAAAUUUUUCCUUGUGUAACAUUAUAUAGGUUCCCUUCCCUUUGGCCUUUGUUGGGUUCUUGUUCCAAUAAAUUAUUCCAUGAAAUUAUUUCAGUUUAUUAAUACUUUAUGUAAUUUGUAUAAUUUAUUGUGUUAAUGUUAUAUCCUACAUUAUAACUUGAGAAAUAAGAAGAAAAACUACUCUUCUUAUGCUUAUUUUAUAUGUUCAGUUGUUGGACUUGGCAUUGCUGCAGCGUUGAUGUUAAGCAGAAGACGCGGUCGACAGUCCAUUGUUUGCGUGUAAUACUUUGUUGAUAGACUGAAAGUUAAUGUGCCACUGUUUCACAUGUGAACCGACGUAUAUUUUGUUAAUUUCCAUGAAGCGUUGGGUUUUCAUGCAUCGUGUCUAUGCAAUCUCAAAUAGCAAGCAAUCACACGAUGAACAGUAAUAAUUUGAAUUUCAACGUGCUGUCCAAUGGCCAACCAGCAAUUCAAACAGUAGGGUAUGGGUUACCUCAAGGGGGGUUACAGCAAAAUGUUCAAUAUGUUUAUGGUCCAGGAUUUCAGCAGUUUCAAAAUAGUGUUCAGGGGAUCCAUCAGGGGAUGGACUUUUGCCUCCCCAAUCAACAGUUUGUUACCCCUCCAGGACAAGCCUAUACUUGCAUUAAUCAAAAUGGGAUGACAUAUUUGGCGAUAACACCAAACAUCCAGCAACCAUCACCUCAGUGUUAUCAAGCGAUUGAAACACCUCAGGGAUUGCAAUUGUUUCAAGUGAUUAACAAUCCAAUGAAUUUUGGUCCCUUAUGUGUUCAAAAUAUUCCACAAGCUCAAGGUUUUCUUCCCCAAUUCGCACCUUACCAACAAGAAGCUGUAGAUUUACGGCCAAAUUCUCCUGCAACUCAAAAUGGAAAUUUGCCCCCACCAGCAGGACAAGAGUAUUGCCAAGAUAAUUGUGCCCAAGAAAUGGAAACUACUGUGGAAGAAAACCUCAAUCAAGAAGGUGAAUUUGAAGAAACUGAUGAUGAUGAAGAGACCUAUGAAGAGCCAAACGAAGAGCCAAAUAAUGUUGAAGGAUGCCAGGAAUCUGAAAUGAAUCAAAAUCUGCAAGCUAGUGAAGAUCCUCUUUCUGCGUUGCAAAAAUUGACUAACCUAACAUCAUCCAUUUCCACCUCAGCAGUCAAUGUGUCUAACUCGAAUAUGUUUGAUGUGUACAAGAAUAUGCUGCAAAACUCAUUUUCCCCUCACAUUCCUGUGCCCCCUCUUGGUACUCAACUGGGGGCACAGCAAGUAUUGGGUCUUCCUGAUCAGCAAUUUCCUCCCAACACGCGAGCAUUUCAGGUGUUGGUUCCUACACCUCAAGGAAUGGCUAUUCAGACAGUUGUAGCCAGUUAUCCAGAAAGUUUCUCGCCAAUAAUUACAAGUGACCCACUGUCAGGUCCCAGAAAUAAUACUUUCAUGAAUUUGGAUACUGGGUUGAAUCCGAACCUGUUGACUCAGCCUCUGCCACUGCCGGAAUCUCCAAUAAAUUAUUCGCUCCUUAAGGCAAACGAAAGCAAUAAGGGAAAUACAGCAACACUCCCUGUGAAUGGACUAAUUAACGAUGGAAUUAUUACUUCGGCUGCCACGACAAUACAAGUGAAAUCUAGUCCAUGUCACUCUACCACAGUGAACAAUCACCCGACGUGUUCAGGAUCGGGGCCUUCAGCUGCCUCACCUCUGCCGAAAGCCACUCCGUCAAUUCAGCAACCCAUGCCUUCUCCUCACUGUUUACCGGACUCUACCGAAGAUCUCUGCCAACCGACCAUCAAACAGUCGACGUCAAACAUAGUAGACGGUAUAGACUUGGAAGAUAUCCGGGAGUUUGCUCGCACAUUCAAGGUUCGCCGGCUAGUCUUAGGUUUGACGCAAACGCAAGUUGGACAAGCUCUCUGCGCUACAGAAGGUCCAGCAUACAGUCAAUCUGCAAUUUGCAGGUUUGAGAAAUUGGAUAUUACUCCACGCAGUGCCUUAAAGAUUCGACCAGUGCUUGAAAAUUGGCUGCGUGAGGCAGAAGAGAAGCAUCAACAAGGCAAUCUACAGCAAAUCGCUGGGAUGGAUUUCAUCAAUAUUUCGGCUAUUGGCAAAAUCCGCAAGCGGCGAACUUUCUUUAGUCCGGAAGCACUUGUCGUACUCAAUAGUCGCUUCGAGCAAAGCUCACAUCCAUCAGGUCGUGAAAUCAACAGCAUCGCACAAGAAAUUGGUUAUGAACGUGAUGUUGUGCGCGUUUGGUUCUGUAACAAGCGUCAAUCGCUGAAACACUGUCAAUCAUUUCAACGAAGUCGUAUUAAUCUCAAGUCAUCCGAUUCAACUGAGGAAGAUCGCAACUCGGCUUCACCGACUCAACCAUGAGGAUGAACAAUCUCUCUCUCUCUCUCUCCCCAAAUUUUGCAUUUCAAAAGUUCCUUGUUAUUAUUUAAGUUUUUCCUUUCUUUUUUUCUCCCGCACCAGUGCAGAUAUUAAGGUGUUGUAUCCAGAAGAUAUGUUUCGUUGUUUGUUAUCCUGCAGAGAGAGAGAAAACCCGGUCGGAUUUUCCACGGGUUUCAUCCCUGCAACAUUCAUUUCGCACAAAAAACAGAGCAGCCAAAUAACUCUCAGUGAAUCCUUCCACUUGUGUUCAUUAGAUAAGACCUAUUUUUUAAAUAACAUAUUUCACUUGUCGUUUGCUGAUAACCUCCUCUACUUUUAUUAGGUCAUUGUGCAUCCAAUACAGAAUGCUGAAAAUCCAAAGAAAUGAAAAAAAAUAAGACUUAACUAGGAAUCAAUGUCGUCGUCGGAAUUUCCUUUGGGUGUAGAUUGAUGGAGAAAUCGCAUGAGACUUGCCGAUGGAACAUCUGGGUUUUCUUGGAAAAAGAAACGUGACGUCAGCGUCGUCGGCGACUCACGUGCGUUAGGCGGAUGACUAGGAUCUCCCGGCGCGUUUGUCUUUAGUUCAUUUUGGCACUUCUUUCUUUGUGGCAAUAUUAACAUUUUUGAGUUUCCGGAACCAGCACGUGUUGUGAAGGAACUUGCAGGUUUACUAAAGGAACCCGAUUGUUUAAGAUCUGGACAA
This is a messenger RNA of Daphnia pulex (common water flea), 3213 nucleotides long. RefSeq names its product POU domain, class 6, transcription factor 2-like (gene pdm3). Gene Ontology annotation, biological process: regulation of transcription by RNA polymerase II. The transcript is spliced from 6 exons. The record is from RefSeq and is a predicted model, not a curated record. NCBI's taxonomy places the organism in Eukaryota, Metazoa, Arthropoda, Branchiopoda, Diplostraca, Daphniidae. The coding region runs from base 534 to 2513 and encodes 659 amino acids. Gene Ontology annotation, molecular function: DNA-binding transcription factor activity, RNA polymerase II-specific; RNA polymerase II cis-regulatory region sequence-specific DNA binding.